Messenger RNA from Scophthalmus maximus (turbot), 2825 nucleotides. RefSeq lists its product as uncharacterized. Bases 989 to 1858 code for a protein of 289 amino acids. NCBI's taxonomy places the organism in Eukaryota, Metazoa, Chordata, Actinopteri, Pleuronectiformes, Scophthalmidae. The record is from RefSeq and is a predicted model, not a curated record. The transcript has 2 exons.
GGGUCACACUCGUAUCCUGGGGGUUUGGCUGUCAACCCUGGAGGAGAUCCAGGAGGCGGCAAGACGAUCCGGACGAGCUGAAGGCAAAUGAGAAGAGGCUGAAUGGGUCCGGUUUACGUCGAUUGACCCGAACCUUGUCCUGACACAACAACAGUCUGACUCAGCAAAGAGGCUGUUAACAAAAUCCAGACAACUGGAUAAACCCAUGACGUCGUCCUCUUCAAACCGUCAUCAUCAAAACGAGGGAAUAUUCGUAAUAACGUUGCUUGUAGCAGCAGCAGAAAAAAAGAAUUCAGCUAUGAAGCCAAAAGUACUUUUACUUCUGAUGCAAUGAGUAUCAUUCACUGAUGUCACUUCUGUUUUACUUCACUGGCACAAAAUGCAUCUUAAAAUUAAUUGACUGAGGACAUAAAUAUUUUAAGAAAGGAAAUCUCUUUUGAAUCACAUAUUAUAUAUUUUAAACGUUCACCAACUGAAGUGUUCUUCAGCAACAGUGACAGAGACUUUACGAGUCCAUAAAUAAAAACCCAAUGAGUGGCAGAUGUUUUCUGUCAUCUCACUCCAUCACGUCUUCGCUCCCUGGACGUUAAUCCGAACCUCACGCAGCCCCUGGUCGUUCACCACCUGCUCCCCCUCGUCUGUAAACUGACCUGGGGGAGAGGAGGAGGAGGUGGUGGUGAAGUAGCUGGUGUCCACCUGACCAGCACCAGCCAUGCAUCAUUAAUGGACAUGCAUCAUUGAUGGCGUCCACUGGCCGCAGGUGGAGCGGUACAGUCCCCUCUUCAUUCAUCCAUCCAUCCAUCCACCCCCCACAUAGCCUGCUGACAGGCCCAGGUCUCUGUGGUUUUGUCCAAACUCUUCCAUUCUUCGUGGCCAUUAUGCCGUCAGAGCUGCGCACGUCCGCCAGGAUAAAUCUAGUUCAUCCAUCAGGGCCACUGUUUCAGGUAAAUCCUCCCCCAGGUGAGUGACACUCAGACUCAGAUCAUCCAUGAGUGGCUCUGCCGGAGCUGCUGCUGCGACCCCGGCAGCCGCGCUCCGCUUGGGCUCGGACGUCGGUGGUGGAGUCGUCCGGAGGAGAGGGACGCUGGUCCAGACGUACCUGCUCACCGGCUCUGUGCAUCCACCUCCUCCACCCACAGCCGGAGGAGGAACCGCGGGCAGCAAAGCCCCGCUGAGGCUGCCGUCUCUGGGAGCGACGACAGGCAGAGGGCCUCGCAGGAGCAGCAGCAUGGCUCGUCUCAGCCUCAGUGAACCGUCUCUUCUAAACCUCAACGAGAACGUCCAGUUCGACGGAGUCUCCAGCAUCUGUCGCAGUAGUGGUUUACACAAGCGACCCCCACCUCCCCCUCUUCCUCCCCCUUCAUUCUCCAAGUCAUCAGCCCUGCUGCCCUGUCGGGCCUGGCUCCCUCCGGGCUGCAGCCAGCAGAACCAGCAGCAUCACCGGCAGCAGAACCAGCCGAAGGUCCGAGGCUGCAGCAGACGGGCCUAUAUCCACUUCUCGCAGGCCAUCCAGCCCGGCAUCAGGCCAAGACCAGCCAGACGUCACUCACACAACCCGACCCCGAGCGUGGAAACAGGCGACCUCCGACCUCUGUCCUCGACUCGAAGUGAGCCCCUGUCUGUCAUCGGGAAGCCAUGUCUUCCGAGCUGCGGUCAACGCCCCACUCCGGCUGCUGCUGCUGCUGCCGCCGCUGGUGGUCCAGCUCGCGCCCAGCUUCAUGUGUUCCUGCCCACAGAGACGGAGGGAGAGGAGGGGGACAGUGAGUCUGUGGAUGAAGGCUUCAUGGACGAGCUGGACGGCAAGAUCACCUCCCUGAAGCUCCAGCAGCGAGCGCCAAAGACAGUGACGUACCACUGACAGGCUGUCCAGAUAACUUUGAUUCCUUUGUUCAAAUGAAGGAGAACGUUUUAGAUAAGUACCUUUUAGAAAACAGUGUGCUUUCCGCUCUCUGGCAACCGUUUGUGGACGACCCUUUCCUGUUUCAAGGAGGCAAUGAUCCAAUCGUGAGCAUGGCCCAAAACCAUGGUCCAAAAAGUUUUUCCACUUUGACUUGAAAGAACUUGCUCAGAGCCCUGACAUCAAGUUCCAUCCAACGAGAUUAACUCAAAGCUGAUUUUUGACCCAGGCGUCAUCAGCCCACAUUGGUGCUGGACUUCUCCAAUGUCCCUGGAGCUCGGAUCCAAAUGAAGAAAGGAGGCUGUUGUAGCAGCCACGUUAAAGCCCCAGGUUUUGGAAGGAGAUGUCUGACAAUCAUAUGCAUGUAUAAUGUUUGUGUCUACGUACUUUUGUCCUUAACAUCUGCUUACACUUUCAUCUCUCUAACAGGUCAUUCCAAUCACAUGCAGGAAAUAAGAUGCAAGUUAUGGACAAUGUUAAGAUACUUAAAAUUAUUAUGUGGAAAUAUUCUUAUUAUUAUCUUAUUCGUGACUGAACUUGGUCACGUUGCACCGUGAUGAUUAUAGGACUCCUUAAAAAUAAAAGGAUUUAUGUUAAAUUGCACUCUGACAUGUAAUGUUUGGUGUAUUUGCAUUGUGAAUUUAUUGAAUUUCCAUGUAAUAUUCACACAAAUAGACAAACAUUUCCCCUUCGCUAUCCUGUUUUCUGUUGGAGUCAAGAGCUUUGCACACAGAAGGACACAAGUUAACAAGCACAGGGAAGUAUUUUUUUUGGAUGUUAUCGGCUGCGUUUCAAUUCUCAUCCAAGAGGCUUUGUCAGUUCGGAAUCUACAACCAAGUCCACUGGCCCUUGAUUCAGCCCUACCUUUAUAUAACAAUUUCUACGGUGGCCCUGAAGUGCAAAUCACAAAGACAGAUGGGAAAGCACC